Molecule: messenger RNA, 5458 nt
Organism: Podospora pseudocomata
Lineage: Eukaryota; Fungi; Ascomycota; Sordariomycetes; Sordariales; Podosporaceae
Gene: KOG1
Product: Target of rapamycin complex 1 subunit kog1
Exons: 4
Coding region: 463-4941 (1492 amino acids)
Biological process (GO): cellular response to starvation; regulation of autophagy; positive regulation of protein serine/threonine kinase activity
Cellular component (GO): cytoplasm; TORC1 complex
Molecular function (GO): protein-macromolecule adaptor activity; protein binding
Source: RefSeq, a predicted model, not a curated record
CUACGGAGCCAAGAAGCUGCCCGCGGCUAUCGACUGCGGAUGUUGUCCACCUCUGCAUUGUCACUGAGCUGUUGACCUCAAACCAAGACAUAACAACGGCCUGGCUGUUGAGGCUGAAGAAGACAAGACCGAGUAGCCAGAGUGCAUUGUGCUUGUGAGUUUGCGAGAGCUCGAAUCCAAACGGCCCAGCGCAUGUGAGCUGAGAGCUGAUCAUUGCAAACCUGUCGCAGUCGCACACAGUGGCAGAGGCGUGGGCAUAAGCGCAGGUUCAUGAUCCGUGUUGACGUCGCCAUUGCAGCCCCAUCACUGGCCCCGAUCUCCAUCCAACUCACCACCACCACAUAACAGCCACCCCAGCGCUGUGGUUCGCCCACCCACUUCUUUCAACUCCGACCUUUUCAACCUUUACCGACAGCUACCUUCGAGAACGAUGGUGGCCCGCCGCCGGUAAAGAUAUCGACCAUGACGGCCCUUUCUCUUUCGACUCCUCCCCAGCCUGCCGAGGGUCAUCGGCAACACGCAGCCCAGAUCUCGAGGGUUAACAACACCGCCGGCUUUAAUGGCCCCGCACCCGUCAGACAGCAAGGACAAGCAGCUGCUACCGGUUCAAGCACAGCCCUGAGUUCGCUCUCCCGACAGAACGCUCAACUCAUGGCACAGGCGCAACCGCGCGCGCAAGUUGCCGGAUAUUCUUCUUUGCGGAACGAAGGCGAUGGUUUCGGUCAUUCCGAGUCCCCUGGAAGUUCCGCUUUAAGGUCUGCCCACCCAACGACAAAUGGUCGGCAUAGAUCCAUUUCACCAACCUCUGCUGCUCGACGGCCCUCGAGUGCUCCGGGAGACAAGCAUGUCAACGGUCAACAUACCGAUGACGAAGACGAGCUUGAGACGAACGGUGUUGUCUCCAGACCAGUAAAACCCCCAUUACUGCGGUCCAAGAGCGAGCAUGGAAUCCGGAUGGAAGACGCCGAGACUGUUGUGGAAGAGGACAUUCAAGAGUGGGGUGCGAGGCAUGGUUUCGAGGACCACUAUCAAUCAAAGGCCAUAAUAUCCCAACUCGCCAAUAACUGGUACAUGUAUUUUACUGAUAAACGACAUGAGACAACCGGCAAGCCCAAAACACCCGCUUUCGAGAUCCAGGAUUGGCGAAUGCGUGAUCGUCUCAAGACGGUGUCCGCAGCCAUUGCAGUAUGUCUCAAUAUAGGGGUUGAGCCUCCUGAUCAGUUGCGAACCGUGCCUGGUGCAAAGCUUGAAGCUUGGCAAGAUCCAACUGUUCCCCCAACAAACAAGGCCCUGGAGAACAUUGGCAAAGCCCUCCAAACCCAGUAUGAGUCGAUCGCUUUCCGGACCCGGUACAAGCAAUACCUGGACCCUUCGAUUGAAGAGACGAAGAAGUUUUGUGUUUCUCUCCGGCGGAAUGCCAAGGACGAGCGGAUUCUAUUUCAUUACAAUGGACACGGAGUUCCCAAGCCGACGACUUCUGGUGAAAUCUGGGUGUUCAACAAAAAUUACACUCAGUACAUUCCUGUGUCACUGUACGAUCUCCAGCAAUGGCUACAGGCUCCCACGGUUUUCGUCUGGGAUUGUUCAGAGGCGGGCAACAUUCUGACCAACUACCACAAGUUCGUGGACAAACAUGAGGAGGAGGAGAAGGAGGUGAGGCAGAAGGAUCCAAAUUGCGAAAGGCAGAACUACCGGCCAUAUAUCCACCUAGCUGCCUGCGGCACAAAGGAAAACCUCCCAACGAACCCCCAGCUACCGGCUGAUCUUUUCACCUGUUGUCUCACCACGCCAGUUGAGAUGGCUCUUUGGUUUUUUGUGUUGCAACAUCCAUUAAAGACCAAUCUGACUCCAGAGCGAGCUCGCAAGUUAUCGGGCCGACUUCAAGAGCGUAGGACUCCGCUUGGGGAACUUCACUGGAUCUUCACAGCUAUCACUGAUACCAUUGCGUGGACGACCCUUCCUCUCGCGGCACUCUUCCGAGCGUUUCUCCUGGCGCAGCGCAUUAUGCCUGUGUAUGGCUGUCAUCCGCAGUCAUAUCCCGAACUGCCGGAUACCCGUCAACAUCCUCUCUGGGAUAGUUGGGAUCUCGCCGUUGACAUGGCUCUGGCCCAGCUCCCAAUGCUGGAGAGGAAGGAGCUCGACGGUACUCCCUACGAGUAUGUCAACUCGACUUUCUUCACGGAGCAGCUCACCGCUUUCGAGAUUUACCUCUGUCGAGGUGAUGCACAAUCCCAAAAGCCACCCGAACAACUCCCGGUGGUCCUACAGGUUUUACUAAGCCAGCAACACCGACUUAGAGCCUUGAUCCUACUUACUAGGUUUUUGGACCUUGGACCAUGGGCCGUUCAGCUUGCGCUCAGUAUCGGCAUCUUUCCUUAUGUCCUGAAACUGCUCCAGUCUGUCGCACAGGAUCUCAAACCGGUGCUCGUCUUCAUCUGGGCGCGCAUCCUAGCCGUUGACAUCUCAUGCCAGCAAGACUUGAUCAAAGAUAAUGGGUACAACUACUUUGCCGACAUUCUGAAGCCCCAAGAGACGAUUCUGGUCAACGGCACCAUUGUCCAGACGUCUCACAAGGCCAUGUGCGCCUUCAUCUUGGCUAUGCUUUGCAAGGGUUUCAAGCCGGGUCAGGUUGUGUGCAAUUCGACCGACAUCAUGAAAUACUGCUUGCACCAUGUCACUCAUUCCGAAGACCCGCUAUUGCGGCAGUGGUCGUGUCUCUGCAUCAGCCAGUUAUGGAGAGAUCUUCCAGAAGCCAAAUGGCGGGGAAUCCGUGAGAACGCUCACCUCAAGCUAGCAUUCUUAAUCAAGGACCCAUUCCCCGAGGUUCGCGCUGCCAUGGCCCAUGCCAUGACCACCUUCCUUGGCAUUCCCGACCUCACAGAUGAAGUCGCAAGGAUUGAGGAAGGCAUCGCUUGGACCAUGCUCGAACUGGCCACAGACGGCAGUCCGGUUGUCCGCAAGGAAUUGCUUGUUUUCUUCUCCAAGUUCGUGCUGCGGUACGAACACAAGUUCUUGGUUGCUGCUUAUGAGCAACUGUUGGAGGAGAAGGAAUACAUGCUCCACCCACCAGCGGAGGACGGCUUGGAUCACAAGAUGGGCUUGCAUUACGCCAGAAAGGAAAAUCGGGAGGCGGAUGGCACCAUCAGACCCAUUGUUUUUGGUGUCGCUCACGACUCGAUUUUUGCAGCCUGCUGGAAGCACAUCGACAUCCUGAGUGUCGACCCGCACCCUGAAGUUCAAAGGGAUGCUACCAUUAUUCUGGACUACGUCCAUCAUGCCCUGCUACACUCCCCCGUGGGGCCGCAGGCGCAGAGUCUCAUGGAUGAAAUCCUCAGACGCGCUAGAAAAGUGUCGAGGGGUGAUAUGAGCCAGAGAAGCAGCGUGCUUGGCACACACACUGCUAUGGCGCAACCUAUGCCGUCCCCUGGGCUUCUCAAGAGAACGGCGAGCUAUCUGUUUGGGCCGUUACUCAAAGAGAACACGCCGGCGGGACUCACAAACCCUCCCCUAACUCCAGGACUGCCAAAGGCCACAAAUCCAGGACUGUCCAGAACCCUUUCUCAUAGAAGCCGCAAAGGACCUAAUCUCGAGAAUGCCCCGCCCGAGCAAAACGACCAAGUGACUUCGCCAGCCAAUUAUCAUAUUGCGAACGAACCGCUUUGCGCAGGGUAUCGGGAGCGCAGCUUGACUGAGGUGCCCAAGCUUCCCCUGGAGAGCACAUUCUUGGACUGGUCGACGGAAUAUUUCCGGGAACCGCAGAUGAAGCUCGCUGAAGCCGAGGAGCCCGGCAGUCACGAGUACAAUGAACGACUCUGGCGUCGAUCUCGCAAUGAGGCUGUUCUUAGAGAGACACAGCCCCAGAAAGCACAGGCGGGAACCCACAAGUGGAACAACCAGAUCGGUAUCAUCAACAAUGGUGCACAGCCGGCCAAGAUGUCGUUUCAUCAAUUCGAGGACCAUGUUGCCGUUGCAGAUGAUGGAAAUACGGUAACAGUCUGGGAUUGGAAGAAUGGCACCCGCAAGAGUCACUUCUCCAAUGGCAACCCUGAGGGGUCGAAGAUCUCGGACAUGAAGUUCAUCAAUGAAGAUGAUCAGGCUCUUCUCAUGAGUGGGUCUUCGGAUGGUGUCAUUCGCAUCUACCGGAACUACGACAGUGAUGAAGGUGUUGAGCUUGCCUCUUCAUGGCGUGCCUUGACGCACAUGGUGCCGUCCAAUGUCAACUCAGGCAUGGUCUUUGACUGGCAGCAGGUCAAUGGCCAGGUCCUCGUGGCAGGAGACGAGCGUGUUAUCCGGAUAUGGAACGCAGGCCACGAGAUGUGCUCGCAUGAGAUCCCAGCCCGUUCCGGAUCUUGUGUUACAUCUUUGACUUCUGAUCAGAUGACAGGCAACAUCUUCAUUGCUGGGUUUGGAGAUGGCGCUAUUCGUGUCUUUGACACGAGAAACAGACCGCAGGAGAGCAUGGUGCGCAAAUGGAAGGAUGACAGCAGGCAGUGGGUGCGAUCAGUGCAUAUGCAGCGUGGCGGACAGCGCGAGUUGCUGUCGGCGAGCAGGAAUGGCAAAGUCCGGUUAUGGGAUAUUCGCAUAGAGAAUCCUCUGAAGGUGUUCCAGGCUACGAAGGAUGUGCUCAGGACGGCAAGCACUCAUGAGCAUUUGCCUGUGUUUGCUGUUGGCACAUCCGCCCACUUGGUCAAGGUCUUCGACUUUGACGGCCACGAGCUGUCGCGUCUGGAACCAUCGACUAGCUUCACCGCCGGGCUCAAGUUAACACCCAUCGCGACAACCGCUUUCCACCCUCACCGCAUGAUACUUGGGUACGCCGCCCGCGGCGAUAACCACAUUCACAUAUCCGCCUGCGGCAACGAGGUCGCGGCGCCGUUCGUGGCAGCAUUUGCGGCCGAGGCUGCUGCUAAACGCCUUGCUACUAUUCAACAGGCUGUUUAAAUGACACCGCCGUUGCGUCCAUCUUUCAUUCCGUGUUGCAUUGCUUGCUUGUUUCCACUGUUUGUCAAAUCUGGAGUUGUAGGGUGGGGGAGGAUAGGGGUGGGUAGUGAGGCGCAAAUGAUACCUAUGGCGUUCCAGGCAGGCAGAGAGAGAGUGGGAAGUUCAUUCAUACCAUCAUUAUAUGAGAUUAUCCCCCAACUUGAAGCGCGUCUAAGGAGUGAGCGGAGGGGGGUUUUCUGUUCUUCUCUUGGGUUUUAGGGAUGGGCCAGAGGGUUAAUAUAAUACUUUUAUUCUUUGCUGGAAGUAAUAUUGGAGGAAAGGGGGGUCUUUGCUGUGCAUAACAUUUGUGGAAUUGUGUGUCUAUGGUCUGCGCUUUGACAGCCAAGCUGGCAGCGUCGAAAUUGAACAGAGCGUUGCGUCAAGUUAGGGUUUUGCUUCAGUCUUGUUGAGGUGUACACGGUGUAUACGCCAUUGAACGAGUUUCAAACAUGCUUACCCUUGGUGAGCUUUCACAUGU